CCGCUUGAUACCUAAUAUUCUACAAUUCUUCCCACGCCUCUUCGCACUCCGCGCUCACUGACCAUCACCGAUCGAUCCGAAACGCUGACGCCGCACGGGCUAAGAACUCCUGAAAGCUUAACCCGCCAGCAUCAUAUCCACGAAAAUUCCCGCGCACCUGCAGGCAGAGGCGGGAACACAAUCGCAGCCUGGCUCCGUCAGAAGGCAGCCCCGAGUCGCCACGAUAGCAUCGAGAGUGCAGCGACAUUAUGAGUUCCAUCCUCUCGGGGUGGAAUCCCAUUGUCUCAUUCCCCAGCUACCAUGGCCCGUACGAAGUAGGCACUGUCGACGUUGAGAUACCUGUCGCAGACCUUCCCUCGCCUUCGGAAGCGCCUGAAGGCGCAGCGCCAACCAUAUCAUUUCGCAUCUUCUAUCCUUGCGAAAAGCCGAGGGAUGGCGAGACCUCUCGCCCAGUCCGAUGGAUUCCGCAGCCGCAGCGCGCAACCAUUCGCGCAUUUGCUAGUUUCAUAGGAGUAAAGAAUCCUCGAGUUGCCAACCUCAUAUCCUUCAUGCCACAACAACUAUAUUGGAUCACGCUCCCUGCUCACCGAAACGCGAAGCUGCUAGAUCCUCCGACGAGUAGUGAAAGGUGGCCUGUGACAGUCUUCAGCCAUGGCCUGGCCGGCAGCAGGAACGCGUACAGCUACGUGUGUGGAGAUUUGGCCAGCCAGGGAAUGAUUGUCAUUGCACUGGAUCACAGAGAUGGAAGCAGUCCCAUACAGUACGUGAGAGAGACGGCGAGCAGCGAGGCACACAUUGUGAAUCCUACCAAGAUUAGCCAUGAGCCCAGCCAGGGAGUAUACGAGGCAAGAGACAGACAAUUACGCAUCAGGACGUGGGAGAUCAGCACAGCAUACGAGGCGCUUGUGAAGAUCGAUGCGGGUCAGAGACUUGAGAACCUGGACAUCAAUGCGAGCACGAAGCGCAAAGAGCGCGUAGAAGUCUUGGAUCAGUUUGAUGGAAUGCUGGACAUUCACCGAGCAGGGAAGGUGACUUGGGCUGGACACUCGUUCGGAGCAGCGACUACUGUUCAGCUACUCAAGAGCAUUUUCUACGCCCAAGAGAGGCCUUUUAAUGCGGACAAACCCAUCAUCGCACCUAACGCAGAUGCUGCGAUUGCUCAUCAGAUCAUGCCGGAAUCUCCGAUGCUGCUGUUGGACAUGUGGUGUCUGCCGCUGAAGUCGCCCGAUCAGGCUUGGCUUUGGGACAAGCCGCUUCCAUCAUAUGCACUGGGAGGUCCAGCGGGUUCGAAUGUGCUUUCCGUGCUUUCCGAAGCAUUUUACAAUUGGGACGACAACACCAGCAUCAACAAGCACAUCGUUGCUCCACCGACGCUUUCAAGAAGGCCGUCGACCGCACCAAGACUUACGCGAGAACGUGGUCACUUGCUUCCUGACUGGGCGCGACUACGAGACCCAUCACCAUCUCGGGACUCUGGAUAUGCGUCCGAGGUCUCAAGAAGUCCAAUACGGUCUUUGACGCGACAGCGUAGUAGGGCUAGUGGCCUUACGACGCCAUCGCAGGCAGCGUCGUCACAUUUGAGAGGUGCAGUUGCAGCAGCCGACUUGCUUGCAGUUGACACCAACAACGAUAAGCCAGUCAAGACCGAAGGCCCGCAUACUUUCUUCGUUAAACAGAGCCAGCACUUCAAUCAAUCAGACUUCGGCCUGCUUUUCCCUUGGAUCGCGAAAAAAGUGACCAAAGCUGAAGAACCCGAAAUGAUCAUGGCACUCAACAACCGUGCCAUGGCACAAGUGCUUCGCGAAUCAGGCAUUGAAAUUGCUGGCGAGAACGACCCAGACAUCCUAGCCAAGGAUGGCGACGUGUACAAGUGGGUAAACAUUCCUAUCGAGGACGAGCCAGGCAGUCCAGAGGCCAUUCAACGCCUCACUAGAAAGCUCUCGAUCAUUUCAUCGAAGAGUUAUCCAUCACCGAGAGAUGGCAUGACUAUGGGAAUGAAGACGGAGGCACAAUUGCCAAGACUAGAUCUGCCAGACCCAGCGAUAUUAUGAAGGAUGACGGCACAUAUACAAUAGAAUUGCAUUUCAGCGAAGGAGUUUGGAUUGUGAUGGAUUGGUUCGGAGUACCCAGCACCGGCGGCACGCAUCUAGCAUCGGAAGCGCAUAUCAAUGGCAUGGAAAGGAGUCUAUAUUGCAGAAUACUCAUUUCGAAGCAAACAAUUUCGCGCCUGAGC
This is a messenger RNA of Pseudocercospora fijiensis CIRAD86, 2233 nucleotides long. RefSeq lists its product as uncharacterized. Gene Ontology annotation, molecular function: 1-alkyl-2-acetylglycerophosphocholine esterase activity. Lineage: Eukaryota; Fungi; Ascomycota; Dothideomycetes; Mycosphaerellales; Mycosphaerellaceae. The transcript has a single exon. Bases 249 to 2051 code for a protein of 600 amino acids. The record is from RefSeq and is a predicted model, not a curated record.